UAACAUUGAAGAGUUCACUUUACACGAUGAAACUUCUCAUUUUUGUAUUGGCCCUUAUCGGCAACAGUUUAGGAGUACAAUUUAACAUAAUUAAUUAUCAUGGUGGUCCGAUUAACGUUGGAAUUCAAGGAAAUUCUGGGAAAGCUCAUUUGGCGGGUGGAGGAUUUACUUUAAAUCAGGGUGCAUCAAGAUUUGUAGAUGCACCUAAUGAUUGGGCCGGACGAUUUUGGGCACGAACAUGGUGUGUUAAUGGCAAUCACUGUGAAACCGGUGAUUGUGGUAAUAUAAUUGAAUGUAACGGAAAUGGAGGUGCUCCACCGGCUACUUUAGUUGAAAUCAAUUUAAGAGCUCAUGCUGGGCAAGAUUUUUAUGACAUUUCCCUAGUGGAUGGUUUCAACUCAAAGGCUCUCAUUAGACCAGUUAAUGGAAAUGGGCAAUGUCCAACAUUACAAUGUAAAAGCGAUUUGAAUUCAAAUUGUCCAAAUGAGUUACGUCUUAAUUACAAUGGUCAGACCAUUGGUUGUAAAAGUGCUUGUUUAUUGAGAAAUGAGCCGCAAUAUUGUUGUACUGGAGAAUUCGGACCUGAUCGAUGCAACCCAAAUAAUUGGCCGGAGAACAUCAAUUCGGCAAAAUAUUUUAAAGCAAAUUGUCCCCAAGCUUACAGUUAUGCUUAUGAUGAUAGAUCUAGCUUGUUUACUUGUGUUGCUGAUACUUAUGAAGUUGAAUUUGGAUAAAAUUUAAUAAUUAUUAUAUUUUUGAUUCUUA
This is a messenger RNA of Onthophagus taurus, 765 nucleotides long. RefSeq lists its product as uncharacterized. Lineage: Eukaryota; Metazoa; Arthropoda; Insecta; Coleoptera; Scarabaeidae. The record is from RefSeq and is a predicted model, not a curated record.